Saccoglossus kowalevskii is the source of this 1309-nucleotide messenger RNA. Its product is annotated as GA-binding protein alpha chain-like. Gene Ontology annotation, cellular component: nucleus. Gene Ontology annotation, biological process: cell differentiation; regulation of transcription by RNA polymerase II. Lineage: Eukaryota; Metazoa; Hemichordata; Enteropneusta; Harrimaniidae. Gene Ontology annotation, molecular function: DNA-binding transcription factor activity, RNA polymerase II-specific; sequence-specific DNA binding. The record is from RefSeq and is a predicted model, not a curated record.
CGACUGCUCAGACUGCAACAGUUCCUAUAGAAACAACAGUUGGAGCAGAAGAGGCGGUGACCGCAUCUGGUGAGAUAGUAACGGAAGGUGUCAAGAUUCCUACAUCUACAACAUCUAUCAAAACAAUAGUUGUCACAUCACCGAUGGCAAUAAAGACAACAAGGGGUCCAACAAUAACUGGACAAGAACGUACAUCGCCCGGUAACCGCACAGGAAAUAAUGGUCAGAUACAAUUAUGGCAAUUUCUGUUGGAGUUAUUAACAGACAAAGAUGAGAAAGAUUGCAUUUCUUGGGUCGGUGACAAUGGGGAAUUUAAAUUGAAUAAUCCAGAGUUGGUGGCACAGAAAUGGGGAGCGAGGAAAAACAAACCCACUAUGAACUACGAGAAAUUGAGUCGAGCACUGAGAUACUACUAUGACGGGGAUAUGAUUGCAAAAGUACAUGGAAAAAGAUUUGUUUACAAGUUUGUGUGUGAUUUACGGAACCUAUUAGGAUACAAUGCUGCAGAGUUGAAUAAACUAGUGUCAGAGUGCGUGUUGAAACAACAACAAAGAGUAGCUAAUCGAUACAGAUCACCUGAUAAAUAAGUUUUAUGAUACUGCAUCAUACAUGGCACUAAACCACUGUGUGGCUAUAGCAGACUGACAGCUGUGAUGACUUAUAGUUGCUACAAUGAACAUUCCACCCUAUAUUUAUCAUCCUUGUUAAACACAUAUGUGGAAUGUCUGGUGAUCACCUUGAGUUCAUAGACUGUAUACAUCAAAUACAGGCAUUGACACAAAUGACCCACUGAGCACUCGGAAGGAUGGAGUUGUGACCGUUUCGUAACAUUUUGUAUAUACUUAUUAAGUAAGUUAUGCUGGGAAGAAACAAUCCUUUUGCAGUCCCUCCCCAUCAUGAAGAAACCUCACAAACUGAUCAGUAUGUGUACAUCAAUCAAUCCAAGAAUACUACUUGGUCGCAUGAGAACUUCAAAGGCUGACUGUUGACGUUUGUCUUUCAUAGUUAACACAUGUUUUCCAUAUCCUUGUACACCUGAACGCAACAGAUAUUUUUGUGAAUUAUAAUAUUAACACAAUUUGACCACAUAAUCUUGCAUGAAUCAUUCACUUCAAAUACUCUUUAAAUGUUGCAAGUAAACAUUAUGUAUAAAUACAAUAUAUCAUUUCCUAUUCUACUUUUAUUAUACGAAUUUGAGACUUUCACUGCUCUGAUAUGAACGCAUAUAAAUAUUUUAGACUUGCACCACUGAGAUAUGAACACAUAAACAUUCCCAUUCAUUUUCAGAAUAAAGCUGUUUAACAAAUCA